Messenger RNA from Toxotes jaculatrix (banded archerfish), 1789 nucleotides. RefSeq names its product 2-aminoethanethiol (cysteamine) dioxygenase a (gene adoa). Bases 284 to 1081 code for a protein of 265 amino acids. NCBI's taxonomy places the organism in Eukaryota, Metazoa, Chordata, Actinopteri, Toxotidae. Gene Ontology annotation, cellular component: mitochondrion. The record is from RefSeq and is a predicted model, not a curated record. The transcript is spliced from 2 exons. Gene Ontology annotation, molecular function: oxidoreductase activity, acting on single donors with incorporation of molecular oxygen, incorporation of two atoms of oxygen.
UGAACACGAACAAGAAGACCCGAGGCGAUGGAAAAAUGACUGUAGGGAAGCUCACAUCUGGGCGUGAAAUCCGCUAUUAUCACCAUGAAUCGAGUUUUCUUUUCGGAAAAGCCGCAGUUUUGUCUGUUUUGAAAGUCGUCUGACCUGCAUCAGAGGAAACCUGGUGAUACUGGAGGUUUUGCAAGCCUUUUUUUUUCUUUUAGACAGGGCUUGUAUUUGCUUCGGAACAGUUCCAGAGACAAACCGAUAACAACUGGUGUUGUUUUUUUUUCCCGCAGUCAAAAUGCCGCGGGACAACAAAACCCCUCUUAUCCAGAAAAUAGCAAGACAAGCUUAUAUCACCUUCAAGGGCUUGAAGUCUUCUGCCAACCAGGAUAAUAAUAAACUCAUUGCGGACAAACAGAGCGAGCUAAUCUCCUUGGUGACCGCUGUCAGGGCUGCCGACCUGAAAAUUGCUCCCCGGAAAAGCAAAGCGAGCUCCGGGGCAGCGGGGCUCCAGAGCCCCCCGGUCACCUACAUGCACAUCUGUGAGACGGAGGUGUUCAGCAUGGGGGUGUUCCUGCUGAGGACCGGCGCCUCCAUACCGCUGCACGACCAUCCGGACAUGAACGGGAUGCUCAAGGUUCUCUAUGGGAAGGUGAGCGUCCGCUGCUUUGACAAACUGGAGGACAACUUAUCCGUCAACACCGCCCCGUCUCGUUUUGAUCCACCGCUGGACCCGCUCCAGACGACCUCCCUUUGGCGCUCCAUACUCCGCUCCGUCUCCGAAUACUCUGAGACCACCGGGCCGUGCCUCCUCACUCCUCAGAGGGACAACCUCCACCAGAUUGACGCCGUGGAGGGGCCGGCGGCUUUCCUGGAUAUCCUGGCGCCGCCGUACAGUCCGGACGACGGGCGGGAUUGUCACUAUUACAAAGUCCUGCGGACUGUGGUGGAGGGGGGGACGGAUGGGAAGAGUGAGGAGGAGCAGCAGGGAGAGGAGAAGGAGAAAGAAGAGGAGACGUGGUUACUAGAAAUCCCUCAGCCGGAGGACUUCUGGUGUGGAGGGGAACCCUACCCAGGCCCUGCAGUCUCUAUCUGAAUGAUCACUGCAGGAACAUGGCAGCAACAGUAUUGUGAUCUCCAUCCAUCCAUCCACAGUGGUACACUUCAUUUUUAUCCCCCUUCCACAGGAAGGUCAGACACCACGGUUAUUAUUACCUGGAACUCAAAAGAGACUGAGUGCCUUGCUCAAGGAUUGUAGUCCUGGGUAGAAACAGGAACUUGACCUCUGAUACUCAGCCCAGAAUAAGGACCAUUAAACCUCCUCUCACAAACCUUGAAAUAACAUCUGCUUGUAAAAGUACUGACACCAGGAAUUCACUUUUUAAAUAUGGCUUUUUUUUUUUUCUUGGGACCAUUAUAUGUUGUCUUGUACAUUACACACACGAAUGUCCUCGUCCAGACGUCCUGUGGCUGGUGUUGGUGUCUUUAGGGUCUCUGUUGUGUGUCCUGUGAAGCCUCGAAAAAAAAAAAAGCCUUUGACGCAUGAUAUUACUCACUGUGCUGCAGAAGACCUCCACAUUGUCAUGUGUCUCAAUGCCAAAGCCUGUAAUUCAAGUCGUACCUGCCUUAAUUGUGAAUAUUGAAUGUAUACGUCUUUAAGAGGGCCAUUUUUUAUUAAACACUUCUCUUCCAAAGUGCACACACUACAUUAUAUAUACAUAUAUAUACUUUUUAUUUUUAUUUUAUGUGUUUAACUUAUUCUAGUUUAUAUGGUUCCUACACAUGGUUCCUGGACAUUUAAGGG